This is a messenger RNA of Geosmithia morbida, 2052 nucleotides long. Its product is annotated as aspartyl-tRNA synthetase. Gene Ontology annotation, biological process: aspartyl-tRNA aminoacylation. Gene Ontology annotation, cellular component: mitochondrion; cytoplasm. Gene Ontology annotation, molecular function: ATP binding; aspartate-tRNA ligase activity. The coding region runs from base 1 to 2052 and encodes 683 amino acids. The transcript has 3 exons. The record is from RefSeq and is a predicted model, not a curated record. NCBI's taxonomy places the organism in Eukaryota, Fungi, Ascomycota, Sordariomycetes, Hypocreales, Bionectriaceae.
AUGGCACUACCAGCGUGCCGUUGCGGCCUCACGAUACGUCAGAGGACGGCUCUGAGGAUCACUGCGCCGUCGACGCUGAGGCAGAAUCCCUCUCGGGCCUUUUCAAGCUACGCAGCACGUCAUGGUGACCGCGCAAACCUCCCACUCGAAAACGGCCGCGACGGCCGCUACUACGGAUUCAUAGGCAAGCGACGCAACGUGGGCAGGCAGCUCUCCUUUGCCGACCUGACCCUUCCGUCGGGUCAGGUCGUUCAGCUCUGCUCGCGAGCCGACUCCGAUGCCGACGCCCACGCUCAGUUCCGCCAGGUCCCGGCCCACUGCCCCGUUCUUGUACACGCGCAUCCCGACGGCUCGGCACCCGCCGCCGACGAUGGGCCGGGCGGCAGGCCCACCAUCAACCUGAAGAGCGUGCAGGUCCUCAACACGUUCCCCAAGGACAUCAUCGUCACCCCGGAGACCGUGUUCCCCCAGACGAAGCGCCAUCUGCAGAUCCGAUUCCACGACGAGGUGCAGGCACGCCUACGCUUCCGAUCAUGGCUCAAGGCGGUGCUCAGCCGAGGACUGCUGGGCAGGGGCUUCACCGACAUCGAGACGCCCACGCUGUUCAAGUCGACGCCCGAGGGCGCAAGGGAGUUUCUCGUCCCCACGCGCCACCGGGGUAAGGCCUACGCUCUGACGCAGAGCCCGCAGCAGUAUAAGCAGGUGCUCGUCGCCAGCGGCAUCGGCCGGUACAUGCAGUGGGCGCGGUGCUACAGGGACGAGGAUUCCCGCGCCGACCGCCAACCCGAGUUCUCCCAGCUCGACAUGGAGUGGGCCUUUGCCGGCGCUGCGCAUGUCAGGGAGGACAUCGACGGCAUCCUGCUCAGCGCUCUCGAGCUGAUGCAGCCGUCCAGGAGCUACCAGGACUUCCGGAACGGCGACAGGAUACCCGUCCUGCCAGAGCUAUCAGAGCUAUCAGAGCUAUCGGCCGAAACCGGCGGCGAGGCGGCGCACGAGUUCACCACGCUCACGUUUGCCGAGGCCAUAGCAAAGUACGGGUCUGACAAGCCUGAUCUGCGGAUACCCGGACAGCGCCAGAUCAGCCAGGUCCCCGUGCCCGACACGGCGCGCCAUUUUGUCAGCAUGAUCUCGCACCUGGAAGACCCAAUGGUCGAGGCCUUUGCCUUCUGCCUCGACGAUGUCUCCCCCGACGUGACCCGCCGAUUCGUCGUCGACUUCAUGGACAAGGUGCCCAAGCCCUUCCUCGACAACCCGGACGGCAUGCCGCAGGUGCUCGUCUUCGACUCGAGCAAGCCUCUCGGCGGCUUCUCGUCCAUCGGCUUCGAGUACGAGCCCAUCAUCGAGGCAGCCUGCGGCGGGCAGGAGCUCAGCGACGGCGACAUCGUCGUGUUCCAGGCGCGCCGGAAGCACGAAGGAAGACAGUACACAUCGUCGUCCACCAAGAUCGGCGACUUCCGCUCCCUGCUGUGGAGGGCGCUCGUCGAGGACGGCAAGAUGGCCAGGCCGCGCAUCGGCGACCCGGGGUCCCUCCGCUUCGCCUGGGUGACCGAGUUCCCCAUGUUCCAGCCCGUCGAGGCCGACGAGCCGUGGAGGGCCGAGGACGCGGGUGCCGGCAUCGCGGCAAGCCACCACCCCUUCACGGCGCCCCUGUCCAACCGCGACCUGGAGCUGCUCUUCGUCGACCCGCUGCAGGCCAAGAGUGCGGCCUACGACCUCGUCCUCAACGGCGUAGAGGUCGGCGGCGGCAGCGAACGUAUCCACGUCGCAGAGGUGCAGGAGUUCAUCAUGCGCGACGUGCUGAAGAUGCCGGAGAGCCGCGUCGCCGAUUUCGGCCACCUCUUUGAGGCGCUGCGUGCCGGCUGCCCGCCGCAUGCCGGUUUCGCUCUCGGCUUCGAUCGUCUUGUGGCACUCCUGACCGAUACCUCGACCGUGCGCGACGUCAUUGCCUUUCCCAAGACGAUGAAGGGGGAGGAUCCGUUUGUCAAGGCGCCGAGCAGGAUGACCAACCGCCAGCUUGCGCCGUACGGGCUGCAGCUCCGACCGGGGGAGUAG